Messenger RNA from Saccoglossus kowalevskii, 3604 nucleotides. Its product is annotated as G protein coupled receptor 85-like protein. Lineage: Eukaryota; Metazoa; Hemichordata; Enteropneusta; Harrimaniidae. Gene Ontology annotation, cellular component: plasma membrane. Gene Ontology annotation, biological process: G protein-coupled receptor signaling pathway. The record is from RefSeq and is marked provisional. Gene Ontology annotation, molecular function: G protein-coupled receptor activity.
GAGAAACAUUGACAAAUAUGGUGCUAACUGAUAACGACGGUGUUCCAAAUCACAACCCUUCCAAUAUCACACACAUCCUGUAAACUGACUUCCUGCAAUUCUUAACAUUAAUUGUUUCAGGCUGUUCUGUCUGUGGGGCCUGUAUGUAAUUAUUUAAUUAUGUAUUUAUUUUAUUUUCUACUGUUUAGAUUACGAUGCGAGCAGUCACGCUGGGAUAAACGAGACACACAAUGAAACGCGUUCGCUACUUUCGUGCACAAUGAAGUAGAAGAAAGAGGGCCAGAUCGCAACGCAAUUACUGUACGACAAAGAGCUGAAUAUCUUCAAAAUGGUGGUGUCGAAUACGACAACAACAACACAGAACUGUGAUAAUUCUUCUUCGUCAGUGACGGCCAUAAUGGCGGUUGUAGCUGGGUUAGACAACAGACACGGCAGCGAUGAGACAAUGGGCUAUGAUAAACCACAGACUGAACUAGCGGUGUUUAAAACCUUCACGCUUAUAGUCAUAAUAGCUGUGUCGGUGUGCGGUAAUGGGAUCAUGUGCUUCAUUGUUGUUAGGGACAAAAGCUUGCAUCGCCCGCCAUUUUACUUUCUUCUUAAUAUUGCAUUGGCUGAUAUGUUGAGAGCACUACACUGCCUAUCUUUCACUGCAUCAGCCGUGUCACACCAUGGCUGGAUCUACGGUAAAGCAGUCUGCCAAGUAAUAGCUUUCUUCAAUGUGCUACUCACGUUUGGGAGCGUGUUCACGCUGUUCGUGCUCGCAAUCAGUCGAUAUGCUGUUUUCAGGUAUCACAAAUUUCACCGGCUCAAAAUGUCAUUUUUAGCGUGUUUACUUGUAAUUCUAGUAGCGUGGGCAUUAGCAAUCGUGAUGGCAUUUCCCCCAGUGUUUGGAUUGGGAAGUUACACGUAUAUACCGCGGGAAUACCAGUGUAAUUACGACCAUCGUUUUUAUAAGUCUAACGACACUUUGGGUUUUAUUUUAGUUUUGGUUAUAUCCAUUAUUUUGACGCAUUUAAUGUAUCUCAAAUCAUUGAUAUUUUUGCGACACCAUCGCAAGAUGACUCCGAUUAAUUUUGUCCCCGCCAGUUCUAACAACUGGACGUUUUAUGGACCCGGCGCAACGGGACGUGCUGCUGCCAACUGGGUAACUGGUUUUGCUGGACUGGGUCCCCCUCCUCCAACUUUGGUCGGAUUCUCGCAGUACGCCAGGCGUUCUCAUCUCCACGCGCAUUUCAAAAGGGAGUCGGAGACCACACGAACUACAUACAUAAUUACCCUGGCCUUCCUUGUAUUGUGGCUACCCUACAUCAUUUACAACUACAUCAUCAUCUUUGUCCGGGACUACAAUUUUUCGGAACAAUUUGUUGCCAUGGCAACCUGGAUGACAUAUCUCCAGGUGUGCGUCAACCCGAUCAUCUGCUUCUGUUGUAACAGGAACCUACGCAAGUCGCUGAUGACCGUUGCUAAUUGCAUCAAAGGUCGGAACACGUGGAUGAACAACGAACGACAACAAGCAUACCAAUACACAGGCGAGAGGUGAUAACGUUACUCGCCGCGUGUUUCUCGUAAGGGAAGCGACACUAUUACAGUUAUAUAGUAUACUCAACGCAGGUGGACUAAAUCUGUUUCCUCGUUCAUAUCUGGCUGAACAUUUAAUGUAAUUUGUGGAUAGUUAAUAGUGUUCUAUACACUUCUUACGCGUCGUUAAUGUAAAUGGUCAGUGUCCAUUUUUGUAGAAUUAUCAUGCAGGGAUACCGCUGCUCGUUUCUGCGUAAAGCAUUAAACAGAAGCCGUCGCAUGGACGUAACAUUUCACAACACGUUUAAAUUGCACGUACCAUCCAGCCACUCAGUUGGAAGUUCCUGUAAAUACAGAUACAUUUCAUAUUGUGAUACCUCAUUAGCGUAAUGAUUUAGAAUGCGUUGACGGCUGUGAACCGUACAAUAGUGUAUACCUGAUACACUGACUAUCAUUUUGUUCUUGUUGAAAUUUGAGAUAACAACCUUACGCGAUUAAAUCUCACAGCAAAAUAGUGGCAUGGACAUAUUUUAUAAGGUCAAUUAUCACACAAUGCGACGACCAAAUAUAACGGGCGUGGGUACUUCCAUGAACAAAGUAUUCUGAGAUUAUAAUCUUUCGACGAUUAUAUCAUGGAGCUAAAAAACGAGCCCCAUGAUUUAAUUAACUUGACUUUCCCUCUUUGAUAUCAUGCUUCACAGGGGGUCUUUUUUUAAUUGGCGCCAUGGUAUACACUUAAUUGGCUAGCAUAAGUAGACUUAAAGUCCAUGAGAAACUGUCUCCUCUAAAAUGUCACAAACGUGCAUUAUUCUAUUUCUGUAAUCCCGGACACAACUAUUUAUGUCUUAUCUACGCCACCACAACACAGUUUGUACAACUGCAGUGACGUCAUGGCGGAAUUGUCACUUUUAGUGUUCUUAACGCUCAUGUUGUUCUGGGGUAAAAUUGAUACUGUGAAUAUGCAGAUUAGUUGCGAUAUAUGUUUAAAAAAAUAUAUAUUUACAAAAUGUUUGCUUUAUUUAACAUCCCACAUAAGGUGCCAUAACUGAAAUAAUUAAAUUAGAGAAAUUACCUUUGGGAAAAUAAAGAAAUUUUAAAAUUAACACUGCCUCUGAAUUUGGGAAUGAAAUCUAUUCUAGCUUAUCUCAUGUUCUUUAAUUUAAUCUCAGGUGACCCUCUUGUGCGUUUUAUAAAAUGUGUAAGUUCAGCGAAUCGGAAUUAAUGCCCUGCAACUGUGAAACGCAGACGGUGAUAUAUAUCCGGGUACAAUCGGUACUUUGUUCUCCGCACAGACUGUUUUUAAGGCUGUGGCCUCUCUUUGUGGUGAUGGUGGACGACCUCAGAGUCCAGACUGUUCUAAUGACAGACUGAAUUUUAAUGAUUACUCAUUCUGCUGAAGGCGCAGUAUCAUUGAUACGACUUGUCAGGUUAUUCAGUAACCGACGCAGUACAGCUACUCUACAAAUCAAAAUCCUUCGAUAUAAAGUGACUGCCAUCGUAAUUAAUCAGUCCACAAGUCUUUCAAUAAUACGACAUAAGAUGUAUAGAACAGUCAUCGCUUAGGGUAUAUAUUUGAAAUGCCGGUCGAAUUUUAAAAAUAAUAUCAUACCAGUGAUGAAUAAUAUCAGUUUUGUAACUUUUUGACUCGCACCGGAACCUUGCAUUGUACUCGCGUGGACAUGAUUUACCAUGUAUCCAAUCUACUCAUACUAAUUGGGUCACAUGUCAUUCACCGGUUGUACUAAUCAGUUCAUGGUGACCCAAUCGUCCACUCUCUUCCAGGAUGUUUAGUAUUUCGGUUCCCCUAAGGACUUAUUAUAGUGUAAGCUUCUUGUAUUCGUCUUGCACUGAAAUACGUAUGACGCAACUGAAAUGAGUCACAGUGUUCCCUAGCUUCUUCUUCUUUAAGAACUGUUUUUUUUAAUCUGUAUCUGCCUAUUAAUUUAUUCAAGAGAGUUCAAUAUUACAUGUUGCUGAAAACGCUCAUUUAUAUUUAUUUUAUUGAUCAUGUUUUGAUGCUUGUACGGUCACUGUCGUUAUCAGUGUUUUACCCAAAAAUCAAAUAAAUUGAUAUUAUACUGUAAAA